This is a messenger RNA of Patella vulgata (common limpet), 1443 nucleotides long. Its product is annotated as androglobin. The coding region runs from base 145 to 1443 and encodes 432 amino acids. Gene Ontology annotation, biological process: proteolysis. Gene Ontology annotation, molecular function: calcium-dependent cysteine-type endopeptidase activity. Lineage: Eukaryota; Metazoa; Mollusca; Gastropoda; Patellidae. The transcript has 12 exons. The record is from RefSeq and is a predicted model, not a curated record.
AAUUGUCUUGCUUUUUAUUGGGUAGGAGAUUUUACUUAACGGUAAAUUAGUGAUAAAGAUAUCAUUUUAUCAUAAGUUAAAAAAAAAACAAACUCAGUGGAUUAUUACAAGUAUGUUAUAAAGUCUCUCUUAAACAUUAAUAAUAUGAGUAAAGGAAUGGAUGACAGGGGUCGUGUAACUGCAUCCCCUCGUAAUCGACAAUCGAGAGUUCAAAAAGCAGAAGCUGUUGGUCGGCGAACUAGUAUCAGACCGGGUGAAAUUAUACAAAGACGUCGAUCAUCAGUUACAGCUGCAUCAAUAGCAGCAAGUGCUGGUGGUCAGGAUUCAAAGAGACCAAGAAUUACUGUAUGGGCAGAAUGGAAUGAUGUCGAUGUCAAUGGAGAGAAAUGGGAAGCCGCACACAAAGCCAAAGAGGAUAAAAAAGGGAAAUCCCCAACAGUGGCACAGCAUUUCUUUGAUGACCCAGAUGGAAAAGUGGAAAUGCCUCAAACAAUUAAAGUGGAUCACUGGAAAAGACCACAUGAUUACAUCAUAGAUAAGGCUCCUGUUAUUAUUGAUAAUGAGGGUCAAUCAACCUUUGAUUUAAUUACACCAAAUGAACAUCUACAUGAUAGUGAGCUUCUACGUUACAUCAUUAGUCAAAUAACAGCAUUAUGGGAGAUGAGUUUAGUCAAAAACGUUCCUGAUGUCAACGAUCCUUCACAACCCCCAGGAGAAGAUAACUCUCAUUCUUGGAAACCAUGGGAACAUAUUUACUCGCUAUGUAAAGCUGGGAAAGGGCCCCAUGUACCCUUGUAUAAUUCUCAUGGAAAAUAUAUAGUUCGACUUUAUUGGAUGGGAUGCUGGCGUAAAAUAUAUGUAGAUGAUCUACUUCCUUUUGAUGAAAAUGAGCACUUGUUGCUACCAGCAUCCACGCUACAACAAGAGUUAUGGCCAAUGCUUUUAUCAAAGGCUCUUAUAAAAGUUGCCUCAUUAGACUAUACUGGUGGUAGUAACAGUAGUGAAUUUGGAGAUUUUAGUGUAAUUCAUGCUUUAACUGGCUGGUUACCAGAGGCUAUUCCAUUACAACCAAAUCAUUUAAAAGAAAUCUGGGAAUUAUUACGAGAAAAUAUACCCGAAUGGAAACUACCAAUACAAGGACAGGAAAAACAAACUACAGAAACAGUAGAUGGUAUUAAGAAAGAUGGCAGUAAUACAGCGGAACCUCCAAAAGAUGAUAAAACAGAAAAAGACGUCAAAGAUGGAAAAUCUGACAAACAAGAAAAGGGAAAAGAUGGAAAAGACAAAGGAAAAGACGGAAAGGAUAAAGAUAAAGGUAAGGACGGGAAAGACGAUAAAAAGAAAGAUAAGGGUGAUAAAGAUAAAGAUAAAAAUAGUAAGUUAUUUGGAAAGAGGAUAAUUAUCUCCCCAUCUAUAGCUUUUCCUGCUGAAUUCUUCUUCUAA